AUGUUGCAGGUACGCUGCUCACUUUCUCCACGAUGAUCUCUAGCCCAAAAAAGCCGACGUCCUCUUCGACAUCCAAACCCGAGACGGCGCCAUUGAGGAUAAAGUGGUCGCAGACCUUGGCUGUGGUGCGGGCAUGCUGACCAUCGGAGCUCACCUGCUUGGUGCAAGGUAACUCGUAUGCCUGGGAGGUUCUCACAUCCUUUCCUCCACCGCAGGCUUGUUGUCGGUUUUGACAUCGAUGCGGACGCGGUCAAAGACCUUACUCAGAACAUAGCUGAGAACUUUGGGCCCGACAGGCGGACCAUCGAAGUAGUGCUCUGCGACAUCACGAAACUGGCCGUCGGGGAGAAGACCUUCGACACGGUCAUAAUGAAUCCACCCUUUGGCACCACAGAUCAAACGAAUGGUGAGUUUUUAGAGCCACGCCUCCAACGCUUUUCUAGGCAUGGAUAUGGCUUUCCUGAAAAAAGCUCUCUCGCUUAGCAGGGAAAAUGUCUAUUCACUGCAUAAAACAACGACCCGAAAGGUGAGUAGGCCAACUGUUGUGAUUUUCUUACAUCUGCCUGUCUUGUCUUCCGUGUUUGCGUAACUUGCAAAGUUCUGCUACUUCGGGUCUGCAGCACAUUAUCAAAACGGUGGAGGGCCUGGGCGCGAGGUGUGAGGUCGUUGCGGAGCUACGUUUCGACAUUCCCAAGCUUUAUAAGAAGCACAAGUACCAGUCUGUGGAUGUUGCGGUUGAUCUCGUCCACUCCUGGUUCGAAUCCUGA
Spirometra erinaceieuropaei is the source of this 767-nucleotide messenger RNA. Lineage: Eukaryota; Metazoa; Platyhelminthes; Cestoda; Diphyllobothriidea; Diphyllobothriidae. The record is from the annotation of a GenBank genome assembly.